Molecule: messenger RNA, 1488 nt
Organism: Rhipicephalus microplus (southern cattle tick)
Lineage: Eukaryota; Metazoa; Arthropoda; Arachnida; Ixodida; Ixodidae
Source: RefSeq, a predicted model, not a curated record
AUGGAAUUGCAUACACCACGCCAACAACACACUUCACAAAAACCUUCCCAUGCUUCGCCUCACACUGAAACUUCUUCUUUUUCCCGAUGCGGGAAAAACUUGCGGGGGCUCGAGUUGCGGGACCCAUUCUUAACAAAGAAUUCGACAGAUGUCAUUGCUUUUCUAAAAAAGAAGCAGAAGGAAAUAGGUUUUUUAUUUUCUAUUGAUGUCGAGGAUUUGUUCUACUCUGUACCGCAUACAGAGCUGUUUAAGUCUGUCCGAGAGUGCAUUGAGUGUAAUGGAACUGUUGCAUUUCAAAAUUCUGUGGGCAUUAGUGUGGACAAGUUUAUGUCGCUCCUCGAGUUUUACCUUCAGGCGACGGUUGUUUCCUUUGACUCAGGCUUGUUUGUUCAAAAGAAAGGGAUAUGCAUUGGAUCUUGCGUUGCCCCUGUGCUGUGUAAUAUUUUUUUAUCUUCCAUUGACCGGGAUUUAGAAUCCACGUUUGACAAAGGCACUGUCCUGCAAAUAUUUAGAUACGUGGAUGACUUUUUGGUAGUUUUAGCAGCUGAUUUUAAUCUGACUUAUGACAACACCGUACAAAGCGUAUUAUGCUACUUUAAAAACCUAGGGAAAGGCCUGAGUUUUACGCAUGAGGUGCCGCUGAACAAUAGCCUCCAAUUUUUAGACAUAAACAUUAGAUGUUGUGAUGGAAACGUGUGUUGGAUGUAUUCGCCAAGAGCAAAGAAAGAGCUGUUACCGUAUAACUCUUCACACUCUAAAACGGUAAAGAGGGCCAUCGGUUCUCUUUGCCUUGAAUCUGCCCUGACAAAGUCAUGUGAGCACAUGCUUGAGACGAGCUUCACCGCCCAGAUAGAGAGACUAAAAAACGCUGGCUUUCCCAGUUCUGUUUUGACAGCUGUUGCUGAAACGUUACUACAAAAAAUGAAAGGAAAAAAGAAAACCAAACAGACAGGUCCAGAGCAGAGGAUACCACAGGUGUUGCCCUAUACGCACCGUGUAGCGCAUGGCUUGAAAAAAGUGGCGUUCAGGUUUGGAGUGUCCGUGGUAUUUUCCGCACCAAGGAAAUUGGGUGGUUUGUGUGCACGCAUCGGGAAAAAGAAGAAGUUUCAGUGUGAGGCGAAGCAUGGGAAGGUUUUUGUGAAGUGUGUUGUUGGCGUGGUGUAUGCAAUUCCAUUGACGUGCGGGAUGUUAUACAUAGGCCAAACAGGGCGUUGUGUGAAUUUUAGGGCCUGGGAACAUUUCAAAUCACUUGAGAAAGGCACAGGCUCCAAUCUAGCCCUUCAUUGUAAACAGUGCAAUUGUAAGCCACUGCUGAACGAAAUCAAGAUUUUAGGCAAAAGCCAUGAAAAAUUGGCACGGGAAAUUUUGGAAGCUUUUCAUAUUGCAAAGAGUGGUGAAGCAUGCUGCAGCGAUAGCUCCGUGACACUGCGCAGGAAGGAAAACACGUUCCUAGAAUCUUGUUUGUAAUCUGUAGCGAUUAGUAGAGCG